Molecule: messenger RNA, 3276 nt
Organism: Caenorhabditis briggsae
Lineage: Eukaryota; Metazoa; Nematoda; Chromadorea; Rhabditida; Rhabditidae
Exons: 7
Coding region: 1-3276 (1091 amino acids)
Biological process (GO): actin cytoskeleton organization
Molecular function (GO): actin filament binding
Source: RefSeq, a predicted model, not a curated record
AUGGCGCAACCAAAACGCCUAGACCAGGAGGAAGAGGUCGUUCCGGCGAUCCGUCACGAGGAUGCCGAAUGGAAGGUGAUCCAACAGAACACAUUCACCCGAUGGGUCAACAAUCAUCUUCAGAAGGCGGGCGAAUCGAUUGGAAGUCUGGAGACGGAAUUCUCCGAUGGACUGAAACUGAUUGCGUUGGCACAGGUUCUCUCGCAAAAGCAGGUCGGAAAGUUCAACAAGAAGGUGGCGUUCCGCUCGCAGAAGUUGGAGAACGUCUCGUUGGCGUUGAACUUCUUCCAGAAUGAGGAGAAUAUCAAGAUUAUCAAUAUUGACAGCACACACAUUGUCGAUCACAACAAGAAGUUGAUUCUGGGCCUCGUCUGGACGUUGAUCCUUCACUACUCCAUCUCGAUGGGCUGGAUUCAGGAGAAGCGUGAGGACGGACAGGAUAAGGAGGAGACGCCGAAGCAGAAGCUCCUCAACUGGAUUCGCAAUCGUCUUCCAGGCCUUCCAAUCUCCAAUUUCACUUCGGAUUGGAACGAUGGUGUUGCACUCGGAGCACUGGUUAAUUCGAUGGCUCCAGGAGCACUGGAGGAUUGGGAGAACUGGUCGCCAAACGAGGCAUUGGAGAAUACGGAGAAGGCGAUGAAGUCGGCGCAAGACUUGUUGAAAGUGGCUCCACUGAUUGCUCCAGCUGAAAUGAUUCAUCCGGAAAUCGAUGAGAUGUCUGUUAUGACCUAUUUGUCACAGUUCCCAGCCACAAAGCCAGUGAUUGUCAAGCCGAAGGUUCAUGCGACGAUUUCUAAUCUUGAUAAGACUUUGUUGAUUAAUGAGCCGAAGGAAUUCGAUUUGAAGCUCUCCCGUGAUGGAUACAAGCCAAAGGUGUCGAUUAAGGAUGCCGAUGGACAUGAUUUGCAUUUGGGUAUGAAGAAAGUCGAUGAGCAGGCUACAAACUACAAAAUCAAGUUCACACCGACCAAAGUUGGACCACUCAACGUGGAAGUCGCUGCAACAGAUGUUCACACUUUUGAGACGCAAGCGAUCCCAGAAGCCAGUGUUACUUGUCAGGUUGUCCCAAUCGCUCGUCUUCUGGAAUACAGCAAAACCGCCAAGGUAGGAGACACCGUCAAGUUUACUGUCGCCGAUGCUAUUGAAGGACCAGUUGAGGCUAUCAUAGUGGAUCCAACUGGAAAAGAGCACCGAAUGGUGAUUCUAGAAGGAUCUGCUCCGGGAGUGCACACAUUUGAAUUCACCGUCCCAACCACCGGACUCCACUCGGUCAACGUGUUCCACAAGAAGAUUCCACUCACCGGAUCGCCAUUCCCACUUCGUGGAAAACCAAAGAACGCAUUCAAGAUAUGGGGACGUGGUAUUGCUCCAGAAGGCAUUCGCAAGAACGACGUCGUUGGUGUCCAUGUGGAAUCGUUGGAUCCAGAGGAGAACAUUGCCAACUCGAAUGCAUCGCUGGAAGUUGUUAGAAAAGACGGACGAGUUCUGCCAAUAUCCGUUGACUAUGAUGAGGAUACGUCUACGCUCAAUUUCGAAUACCAACCCAAAGAGGCUCCAGAAGACCUGGAAGUCGUCGUGAAGGUUGGCGGAGAGAAGGUGGAGUCUCACAAGGUCCACGUGGCUCCGUUGAGCUCUUCGAAGAUCAGAGCAUUCGGACCAGGACUCGAAGGAGGUAUUGUCAAUGAGCCAUGUGUGUUUGAUGUGGAGAUGAAUGGUGAGAAUAAGGAUCUCUCGUUUGCUGUUGAAGGACCAUCGAAGGCUGAAAUUGAAUGCAAUGAGAGACCAGAUGGAUCUGCAGUUCUUUCCUAUACUCCAACUGUCGCUGGAGUCUACAAAGUUGGAGUGUUGGCUGAUGGAGAACACAUUCAAGAUUCUCCAUUCGUACUUCGUGUCAAUGAUGGAGUUCCAGGAUUGAAACCAUCGGCAACACGUGUCACUGGAAUUGAUGAGUCGAAGGUGUAUUCUGUCGGCGAGAAGAUCCCAUUCCGUGUCGAUACUCGUCUUUGCGGAGUUGAUCUUGUACCGAAAGUGGAGAUCCUUGAUCCGUCGCUCGAUAAGAUUUCCUAUGGAGCUCGCGAGAUCACCCCGGGAAUCUUCGAGUACACUUUGAUCCCAGAGCACGCUGUCAAGCAUAAGAUCGACGUCAGUGUUGGUGGAGUUUCCGUGCCAGGAGCUCCGUUUUCUCUCAAGGUCAAGGAGGCAACCGAUGCAUCGAAGCUCAGAAUCUAUGGACCAGGAGUCGAAGGACCAGUGUAUUCCAAGGAACCAACUCGUUUCACAAUUGAUGCCACUCAAGCAGGCCCAGGAGCCGUAGAAGUCGCUCUCGCUGAUGAUCAUGGAGAGAAGGUGGACUUGGAUGUGUUGGAUAACCAGGAUGGUUCGUUCACAGUGAAGUACACAGCGCAGAGACCAGGAGCUUAUCAGGUGAGUAACUUACUCAACGUUGUGUUCGCCGGCGAGGAGAUCUCACCAAUUGCUAUCAACGUCAAACCGAAUGUCGACGUGUCUGGAAUCCGUGUCGAAGGACUUGAGAAUGCCGUUGUCACUGUCAACGUUGAAAAGGAGAUUCACGUAUUCACCACUGACGGAGAGAACACUCGAAUCGUGAUCACCUCCCCAUCUGGAAGAGUUGUUGAAGCGAUCAUCGAGUCAACGCCUACAGGAUUCCGAGUCCGAUUCACGCCUUCUGAAGUUGGAAACUACACAAUCGACGUCACCUAUCAAGACAUUCCGAUAGAAAAGUCCCCCUUCACACUGGAAUCUCUAGAUCCGAAUCAACCAGGAUCUUCUGAACAAGAUGAUGUGGAUAUGGAGCAAGAACCAGGAGAAUCCACUCUCGCUGAAGCUGAAUACGUUGUAUGUGGAUCUGGACCAGCGCGCGCUGACCUAGUUACGGUAUCUGGGCCAGGCUUGGGACCUCUAGUGGCUCAGAGAUCCACCUAUGUCUCUAUCGACACUACGAAUGCAGGAUUCGGAGAUAUCGAUGUGUAUGUGGAUGGACCAACACGAACACCAUUGCACUGUGUUGAUAAUCAAGAUGGAAUACUGAAAAUGUGUUUUACUCCGAAACAACCGGGGCUCUACUAUUUGAGAGUGAUGUUUGACAACGAGCAUGUGCCAGGAAGCCCAUUUCAAAUCGUCGCAGUUGCCGCUUUGCUAGGCAGUCCGUCACUUUUGGGAGCUGAGCAAAAAAGGAGCAAAACUGAAAGUCCCUAUUCGUCGAUUUCUAGUGGAUCAUCGAGUACACCCAAUCCGAAUCCUCAAGCUUGUACUUGA